Cataglyphis hispanica is the source of this 18483-nucleotide messenger RNA. RefSeq names its product protein split ends-like. Gene Ontology annotation, cellular component: nucleus. Lineage: Eukaryota; Metazoa; Arthropoda; Insecta; Hymenoptera; Formicidae. The record is from RefSeq and is a predicted model, not a curated record. Gene Ontology annotation, molecular function: mRNA binding. Gene Ontology annotation, biological process: regulation of transcription by RNA polymerase II.
CACGGUGACGUCACUCUGAGUAGUGUAGUGCAGUGAGAAGGAGCGAAAACCCAGCUCCGUCUGCGUUACAUGGCCCGAGUGUGACUUGCGAGUGUAUUUUAGAAAAACGCGUACCUCGUAUAGUCGCGAGUCGUAAUACCGCGUGAAGUAUCGAUGUUCCCGAUCGGACAUCGUGGUCUCGGUAUCGUCGCGCGUGUACGCGCACAUACGUUCGUUCGACAACGGGAGUUUUACGCCGUCGUCGCGUCGACAAUCGCCUCAGCUAACUUGGCGUUACAUUCGCGCGCGUCUUGCAUCUACUCGACGAAGCCCGUCCUCCAUCUCUUCGUUCGAGACGCGACGCGAUAAGUGAUGAGAUAUACAGAGAUACAUAUAUCGGUAUAUCUAUAAAUAUAUACGUGUGUACUCUCUCUCUCUCUCUCUCUCUCUCUCUCUCACACAUUGUCCGUGUGAGUCAAUCUCGGGAGGAUAGUGUUGUGAAAAAGGAGAAAAUUAUCCUCAAGUGAAUACGUAUUCGGAGCACGGGCUAUGUAUAUAUGCUCUCGAUGCGUGUCGCCUGCACGUGUGUACGUGCGUGUAUCCUCUAGAUACAUGCACGUAUAGAGAGGCAUGUAUAUGUGUACGCUAAAAAAGUGCCGUCGUUUCGUGCGCGGAAGGUCACGCGAAUAAAGCGGUAAAAAAGAAAAAGAGAGAGAUAGAGAGAUAGAUAGAUAGAUAGAUAGAGAAAGAGAGAGAGAAGGUGGAAGAGGAAACGGCGUGUGUUGGAAUUGAUUCGCGUUAUCAACAGUGGGUCACACACGCUCGUUGCGCGCGCGAUCCAGGCUCUCUCGGAUAGACGAGAGAAUUUUCGUCUUUCCACUGUGCCGUGCCAUAUCGUCGUGUCGUGUGUUUGUGUCGUGUCGUGCCGUGCCAUGACGUGCCACGUUAUGCCGCUCCACGCGCGAGCCUAGAGAGCGAAGCGCGCGUGUUAACAACGUCGAACGCGAACGCGUGUGCAUCGCGAGGAAUUACGCCGGCAUGUAUCGUCCCGUGUCCACCCAGGUGGCCGGGGGGUGCUCCUCUCCUCGUGGUGUGACGUGUGAUCGAAGGGAAGUCGACCGCCAAGAAUAAUCCCCAUCACGCGAUUCAGUGAUAUACGAUGUGGUGUUCUCCGGCGACGAUACUCAUCCUCGCAGUCGUAAUCGUCAGCGGUGUCUGCUAUCAAGGCUCCUCUUCCUCCACCUUUCCCACGUCGGCGUCGGAGCGCGUCGCGGCGCAAAGUUUUCAUCGCGAGAGCCACGUUGCCGUCGUCGCUGUCGUCGUCGCCGUUGCCGCCGUGCCUACGCACGCACGUGUGAUCGCUCCUUCGACGUGUGCCGCGUCCUCGACGACAGCAUUCGUCGCGUCUACUGGCCUCGUCUCUUUACCGGCUAGUGACUAGUGCUUGUAAUCGUUUCUCUUUUUUUUUUCUUUUUUUUUUCACCUUUCGCUACAGUGAUCACGUUGCAAAGUGCGGGACGUGCGUACGAUUCAUCUCCGUUGGUUGAGAUAAAGUGAAGACAAGAGCCGUGGAGGCUGAUUUAAAUUCUUGAACGUGAAAGAAGGCUGAGGGAGAAGGGGGAGAUUGAAAGAGAGUGAGCGAGCGAGCCAGCUUUAAUCGACCGAAAAAUUGCGCGUUUUGUGUUGUUGGUGAAGUGUGUAGUGAAUUAUUGUUCCGGUCGAGGUUGUGUGUCGUUGUACAGUGCCUCCAAACGAUACCACAACAUCCGAUCCCAAAUGAAGAGUUCGGAGCAAAAUGGUUAGAGAGACACGUUACCUGUGGGUUGGAAAUCUGCCGGAAAACAUCCGAGAGGAUCGCAUUAGGGAGCAUUUCAAACGGUAUGGACGCGUGCAGAGCGUCAAGCUGCUGCCACGGGGCGAGGUGUGCCCUGUGGACGGAGGUUCCAGCAGUACCCUUGGCGAGGGCAAUGAGGGCGGUUCCGGUUCCAGUUCAGGCGGCAACGGCGGCGGCGGCGGGGGCGGCGGUUCCUCGUCCAGCGGUGUAUGCGCGACGGUGGCGUUCAUGGAUAUCAAGUCCGCAGCGAAGGCCCACGCGAUUGAACAUACGCUGGACGAUCGAGUCCUCACCGCACAGUACUACGAACCGCAACAUCUUCAGCACAGGUUCCCCUCUCACGGAAGUUCGGAGGAUCAUGGAUCCAGCGGCGGUAGCGGGGGAGGAAGUGGCGGAACAGGCGUCGUUUCCGGCGGUAGCAACGGUAGCGGGAGCACCGGUUCCGGGGUCGGCGGCAACAGCGGUGGUAAUGAACGAGGAGAGAGGGGAAACGAGAGUUUCGACUCACGUGGUUCCCACGGCAGCUUCUACGGUAGCGAAAGGAGCAACCGAGUGGUUGGCACCGGGAGCAGCGGCGUUGUCGGCAGCGGCGGCAGCGGUAGCGGCAGCGGCGUCGUCGGCGGUCAUCCGGCGGAUUCUUCGACGGGAGAUCCCAGCGGCUAUAUAUCCCGCCGUCCACCACCUACGAGCUCCUACCACGUGACAUCGAGCAGGGCGAGGGAUCGGCUAUACCCGAGGACCGGCCCGUAUGUCUCUGGGCCGCCGCCCCCGCCCCAUUUAGACCGUCAUCGUGGAAGUCUGCCACCGUCGUCCUGGUCGACGUACGAGCCGACGAGUUCGAGGUAUGGCAGCGCACCGCCGCCACCCUCGCCUGCCACCAAUGACUCUUACCAAGAUGAACAAGGAGGUGGCGGAGGUGGUGGUAGCAGUAACACAGGUGCUCUGCGACAGCAUAAAAAGCAACGCAGAAAAUCACGCAGUGGAAGCAGUUCGCCAAGCGGUAGCAGUCGCUCCGGAAGUAGCAGCAGCAGUCGGAGUGGUAGCUCGGGUGGCAGUACCUCCGGAGGUAGCACAUCUCCCGGCAGUUCGCCACAUCGAACGAGCAAUGUGUCUGUCAUAGAGGAUCGCAGGCCAGUGGCCAUCUGUGUGAGGAAUUUACCGAUUCGCAGUAGCGAUUCCUCCCUCAAAGACGGUCUUUUCCAUGAGUACAAGAAACAUGGCAAGGUGACGUGGGUGAAAGUCAUUGGUACGGCCAACGAGAGAUACGCCCUAGUCUGUUUUAGAAAGCCCGAGGAUGUCGAAAAGGCCCUCGAGGUUUCGCAAGAUAAACUAUUCUUCGGGUGUAAAAUUGAAGUGGCCCCUUACCAGGGCUAUGAUGUCGAGGAUAAUGAGUUUAGACCAUACGAGGCAGAACUCGACGAAUAUCAUCCGAAAGCAACGAGAACACUAUUUAUCGGGAACCUCGAAAAGGACGUUACUGCGUCCGAGCUCAGGAAACAUUUUGAACAGUUCGGCGAGAUAAUAGAAAUUGACAUUAAGAAACAAGGAGCUGUAUCGAGUUACGCUUUCUGUCAAUACUCGGAUAUUGGUAGUGUCGUCAAAGCCAUGAGGUCGAUGGACGGUGAACACCUAGGUGCAAAUCGAAUCAAACUCGGAUUCGGAAAAUCGAUGCCCACACCCUGCGUUUGGGUUGAUGGCAUUGGAGAUUGUACAUCCGAGAAAUUUUUAAGCUUGCAAUUCAAUACAUUUGGACCGACAACUCAGGUAGUGGUAGAUCGUGAACGUGGUCAUGCUUUGGUCUUUUUCGAUCAAAUAAGCUGCGCUCAAGCUGCCGUGAAAGAGAUGAGAGGAGUCACGGUUCGCGGCCGUCGUAUACAGAUUGACUUUGCCUCAAGGGAAUGUCAAGAAACUUUUUACGAACAUCUCGAGCGUCAAGGAAACACUAGUGAAAAACCUUGGGACUCGAGACCUUCACCAGCAUCGUCGUUUGACAUGACGAUUCCUUCUAGGCGGGAGCGCAACAGCUUCGAUUCUGCAGUCACAGUACCAAGUUCGAGCAACAGAUUCACGCGCUAUGAUACGCCCCCGCGAUCUAGAACGACGAACUAUUCGCGGACUUCCGGAGGCAGUACACCAGGCGCGAGUCCAGCUCAUCCAACAGCAUUGUCACGAAGUAAUAGACGAUCCUAUCAAGAUUCUUAUUAUGAGAGUGAUUAUGCUGAACCGACGUCGCGACGGUUUCGCAGCUACGACGAAUUUAGUCAAGGCAGCGGUGCAAGUCACGACGAUUACCAGAGUAGUGUACUCAGUGAUGGCAAACUUAAUGAUGACGAUUGUCCGCCACCGUCACGUCGUCAUGCAGUGCAAAGCGUUGUUACGAGUAUCGACCCACCUGCGCCACCGCCACCGUUAUUACCUCCGCCUGAUAUUCGGCAUCUCCAGAAGGAACGCGUCCAUUUGUUGGAGCAACUUGAGGAAUGUCAUAGUAGCGGCGAUGAGGUCGGUUUCGUGUCAAAGAAACGCGCAAAACUUGAUAACUCGUCGACGACGAUACUCUGCGAAGACGAAGAGCCGGAAAUUGCAUCGUUACUCGUUACCUCGCAUUCUAGUAGGAAAGGAAUGGACUUUAGACGCGUUAGUGAUAACAAAGUAGUACACCAUAGCACAAGAAGAGGUAGUUGCGAAGGUAGGGGUCCUGGACCUUGUAAACGCCGUCGGGAUGCCACCAACAGACAUCAUGAGCACCACGAUGGAUCCCGACCAGGUACACCUCUCGUUGAUGAGCGGCCGGAGAAUCUAGUACCCAGCGAACCAAGAAGAUUCAGAGAAAGGAGUCAUGAGGGCCCGUUGUCGUUACCGUUACCCAGGUUUGCGGCCCAAAUGUUAAACAACAACAAUAAUACAAGCAGUAGUAACAACAACAAUGGCAGUGGCACUCGAUCGAAUAAUGCCAGCCUUGCUAAAAUUGCUAGUCCGCCGUGUGCCAGUUUAUCUACUGUGCCCAGUCCUCGUGCCGCACCGCAACCACCAGCUUCGCCACCUCCCAGACAUACCAGUUCGAGCCCCACCAGUUCCGACAGCGAGAUAGCGCCGCAAUCUCCUAGUCUGGAAGAAAGGAUACGCUCUCUGGAUGAAAAAUACGAAAAGUGGUCCGGUUCGAGAGCAUUGAGUGCCGCCGGUGGUGAUGCUCUAGCGAAACUCGAUGCCAGUGCUUCGGAAAGAUUUCGAUUUCGACAUAAACUACUUGAUUUGGAUCUUCACGAAGUGCAACCUUCUGACAUUGUGAAAUCGGUUCUCGCGAAAAGGAGCGUGUUCGAUGAAGAUUCGAAGCGAUUGGAAAACUUUAGCGAAAAAUACGAACCGCGGGAAUUUACUGGUGUUAUUGGCGUCAGUUCUAUGAUCGGUAGCACUGCUGGUCUUACCACUAGUGAUGGUGGCUGUACUAGCAAAGUUUGUCUGCAGUAUCCGUUUCCUAGUCAUCCACCAAUACAGCCAGCCAGCGGUACUUCGGUUACCAGUCAAAUCGGUAUUAAUACGUCAUUAUCCGCGAGUUUGACUCCGAUGACCAUAGUCUCAUCGGCAUUAAAGACCGAUCCGCGAAUAGUACAACAUAAUUGCAUACACCCAACACCGGCAACACCGAUUACACCUGGUACAUCUAUUAAGACAGUUAGUCCGGAGUUACCGCCGGUUUCUCUACCGAUUGGUCUUGGUAGUGGAACGGCAGCCAGUAACAGUAAUGGUAGUGGUUUAGCGUCAGCCAGUAGUCUUCUAAGCAGCAGUAGUAGUAUAGGUAAUAUUCACACCCUCGGAACCUCGACACAUCGGGGAUUGAGCAUCUCCGCGACUACCGCAUCACCUACGGUGACAGCGGCGUCAGAUGCUUUCAAUUCAACUGCAAUAACAACAGCGAUGCCUAUUAUGACGUUGAGUGCGACAAUUUCGUCAGCGACAAUAGCGACGACAACGAUGUCUAUAACAGGCGCGAUAUCUUCCAUGACUAUUACCAGUUCGAUAGCUCCACCGUCUUCCAUAACAUCCUCAUCUAAUUCUUCCUCUUCAUCAUCAUUAUCUGCAUCUUCCACAGAUUUGCCUCGUUCUCGUUUGAGGAAGGAAACGAGCGGUAGCAAUCGAGAAAGCAGAGACUCCCGCGAUGGGAGGGAUAGCAGAGAAUCGAAACAUAGUAAAAGUAAAGAUUGUCAAAGAAGAUCACGGAAAGAUGAAGUCGACGUCGAAAGAAAUCGUAAAGACAGAGAUGAAAAGGAAAGCGCGAAUAUUGCGAACGAUGUCGGCAACACGGAUAAUCAUAAUAGGGACUUUAAGGAUAAUAAAGAGCUGAGGUAUGAGCGAAAAGAACGAGAAGAAAAAGAAAGGAGAGAUAAAGAAGAUCGUGAGAGACAAGAGCGAAGGGAUAAGGAAGAUCGUGACCGACAAGAGAAAAAGGAAAGAGAAGAACGUGAGAGGCGCGAAAAAGACGAGGAGAGGCGAGAAAGAGAGAGACUUGAUAAGGAACGACAGGAAAAAGAUAGAAGAGAACGAGAAGAAAGAGAACGUGAAAGAAAGGAAAAGGAAGAAAAUGAACUUAAAGAAAAGGAGAGACGAGAAAAAGAACGUAUUGAUCGCGAGAGGAAAGAACGAGAAGAGAAGGAACGGCAAGAACGACGAGAACGCGAGGAGCGUGAAAGGAGAGAACGCGAAGAACGCGAAAAGAAAGAACGGGAAAUUCGCUUAGAGCGCGAAAAACAAGAAAAGGAACGCCUUAGAAGAGAAAGGGAGGAACAAGAAAGAAGGGAAAAAGAAGAACGAGAUAGGAUAGAACGAGAAAGAAGGAGAGAAGAAAAAGAACGUCUCGAACGAGAAAGGAAGCGAGAGAAGGAAGAAAAAGAAAGAUUAGAGCGCGAAAGGCGGAAAGAAAAGGAAGAACGAGAGAAGAUGGAAAAGGAGAAACGUGAGAAAGAAGAACGAGAGAGACUCGAAAAACUCGAAAAGGAAAAACAUGAGAAGGAGAAGCGACGAGAACGCGAAGAUCAAGAAAGACGAGAAAAAGAGAAGGUAGAACGCGAAAAGAGAAGAGAUCGCGAAGAAAAGGACAAAGAAAAGAGGGAACGCGAUGAUAGUAGACGGCAAUCAACCGAGAAUCAUUUACAUCCUUCUGUUAUGCAGUCUCAAACUCAGAUUACCUCGGCACCGGUAGCAAUCAAACGCAGGUGCUCGUCGCAAGAUUGUCCCACGGAUGAGGAUGCUAAACGUAUGAAAAUUUUGGAGCAUCGACGCGAUAGCAAGGAUCGGUCUAGGCAAAAUAGAAGAUCCGAAGAUCGUAAACAUCGCAACGACUCGCAUCGUUCUAGUCGAGAGAGCAGGGAGAGUCGUGACAGUAAAGAAAGCAGCAGUGCGACUCAGGACACCAGGGAUGGCGAAUUGACUCGAGAAAAUAAUUCGAGAGACAGUGGAAGUAAUAAGGAGAAACAAAGGAGUAAAAAGAGUCGGUCGGAGAAGGAGUCGAGAGAACGUAGUCCUAGAGUAUCGCACGAAUCUGAUAAGGAAUUUCUGUCGAGGUUGGAACUUUCCAAAAGAAACGAUUCGACUGAGCAAGCUUCCGUGGGAUCGAAUCAUACGAGAGAUGUGCAACAUCAUCAACAGCAACAGUCUUCUACAUUAAAUUCGCAUAGUGAUGUGGAUGAUGGUCCUCUCUCCACUCACGAGAUACAAACGGUAAGAAAUCCUUCGGCCACGGACACAGAUAGCGACGAGCCAAAGAAGCACUCAAUCUUUGACAUUGUCGAUGAUGAACCUGCUUACAUCAGUAUGUAUGAUAAGGUAAAGGCUCGUUCGACGAAAAAUAUGCAAAAAUUAGAAGAGGAGAAACGUCAAGUGCGACUAAAAGAUAAAUUUUCGCAACUGAAGCAAAGUCGCGCUAGACGAGAAGAGAAGAAGCAGAGCACGUCAUGGGACGGAGACUCAGUAAGUAGCAAAGCUUUGACUGAGGACGAAGCUACUUCCGAAUCAGAUUCGACGAGAACUAAGUCUCUCUCUAGAAAGGGCUCGCGGUCUCGCAUUCACUCUGAUACGAGUGAGGAGGAGGAGCCAUUUAAUAACAAGAUUCGCAAAUCUGUAAAGACUGAAAGAUUUCUCGAGAGUGAUGUCGAUCUUGGUUUCGCGGAUACUGAAGAGAAACAAAAUUCACUAGAAGCCUCAAAUAGCGUCAUUGUAAAUAGCGUACAUACGAACAUUAAGGAAGAGCCCCGUACAUCCGAUGAAGACGAGCGAAUCUCGGUUAGCUUCCGUACGAAUCAUCCGACAAUAGUAAUGAACAAUCACGAGAGAGAUUCGCGAAAGAAGUCACACAAAAAGAAACAGAAACGUCAAAAGAAUAGCAUCUCGAGUGAAAAUAAUAUAAAGGUGGAACCGACAGAAACUCUAGAACAUAAAAAUAAAACCAAUCUAAUCACGUCGUCGAACACAGAUUGCCGACCAAAUCAUGGUACAGAAUUGACCACCAUUACCACCAAUACGACAAUAGUCACGACAGCAUUAGAAAACGCUGAGGAGAGAAUGCGCGCCGACAAGAAACAACGUAGUAAAAAGGAUAAGAGACGCGAUCGGAAGGAGAGGAUAAGGCUAAAGCGAGACGAAAGAGGCUCAACAGACAAGAGGCAAGAGAUUCUCAACGUAUGGAGGAUAUCUUCGGCCCUCUCGGACGACGUUGACGAUGGCCCAUCAAAUACUCAUACGUUCUUCAAUAGAUUUAAUAACAUGACAUCGGAAAAUAGCGUAUAUGCUUCAGAUAGUGAUGGUGGUCGUAGUUCGCUCGAUAUGGAUAGAACAAGACGGAAAACAGAAAAGAAACGACGUCAUCAACCAGAAGAUGAAAACAGCGUUGAUUUGGCCGAAGCUGGCCGAGAGAUCGAGGCAAAACUUUUGGGUAUGCCGAGUUCUCCGAAGUCCGCUCCCGUGUGUACAACCGAGCCCAGCGAUCAUGAUGUCUUUCGGUUUACUGAUGAUAAUGACAGUGUUGAGCCGUCGACACCUUCGACAGCACCGGAGAAAAUUAAAGAGAAGAAGAAGAAACGGAAGAAAUCAAAGGAGGAACGCAAUCGGAAGGAUUAUCAUCACCAUCAUCAUCAUCAUCAUCAUCAUGAAAAGAGCGGGGAAUUACCUUAUCUGGGCGCCGAACCUAGUCCACCGAGAGCUAGCAGUCCGUUAGUAUCUAAGACAAUAUCAUCUAGUUUGCCCACACCUAGAGAGACAUUAUUGAGUCCGAUACCUAAAGUGACUUCCAACAUAUCUUCUAUUACCCCUCCUGUUGUGAGUGACAUUCAAACCUCCAAGUCGGAAAAGAAGAAGGACAAGUUUAUACCCGGUUUUGGAAUAGAAAUAGACGAGACAAUUCAUGAAAAUGCUGUGAAAAGUAUCUCGGAGCCUGACGAGAAGGACAGCAAUUGUCAAUCGCGUAGCAACAGAGAAGAACCGGAAGUACCUGUACCAACAACGCCACCGGCUCAGAAUGAGGACAAGCCACGAGUAGCAAUAUCACAGGAAGAAACGGAGGACGCCGUUGCCGCGUUACUCGAGGAAACGUUCGGCGCUUCGACAGAAGACUUCUCUUACGAAGGCGAGGAAGAAGAAACCGAAACCAACGGGAUUACCGGAACUCCGGCCGAGGCACCUCAAGAGGAUGUUGAAGAGAUGCAGCAAGCAGUCGAAAGUUUGAAUGCCUCAACAGUGGAAGGCGAUGCAGAUCUGAAGCCGGAUACGCCACAGAGCGAGCACGAUUUACAAAUUGACACGGAUACAGAGGAGGAUCCGAAUUAUGAGACAGUCGAUCUGACGCAACCGCCAAAGACACCGGAUAUACCUUCAUUCUACAAGUCCCCGACGAAAAUGCUGAACAUGACACCCGUCUUAACUGCGUCUGAGAAAUCGAUCGAAAUGCGAUUACCGUCUACAGUAGUUGCGAAACCACAAAGUCCACCGAAUUCCGUGAUCGCUCAUUCUUGGACUUUGAACGAGCAGAAGCCACGCGAAUCCAUCAAGCCCGUGCAGUUAGAAACCACAGAAUCGGACGUUGAUGUCACCAGUUCAGAAAGAAUGGCACAAGUGCAGAGAACGUCCGCAUCGCCACCACCUCCGCAAUACAAACAACCUAUGCUAGUGCCGUGUAGCGUACCGAUGAGUGAAAUUCCGAAAUCGCUUUCUGUUACCAGUUCGCGACCAUCACCGAUCACCGUGCAGCCUUUAUAUCAGAGGCUUCCCGUGUCUCCGCAAUCUCAGAUGGUACCCAUGCGCCAAGCUUCUCCGAAAAUGCAAACGACGACUGUUUCUUGUUCGUCAUCUUCUAACACGACACCGUUGCCACCGUUAGUUCCGUCGAGAAUACCACCUUUGGUACCAUCACAAUCAUCGCCACGCAUUUCUCAACCACUUUCGCCCAACGGACAAUGGUCGCGGAAUUCUACGUUAAGUCCGCACGUACCUAAUGUGAGCAAGAGAAAAGCUUCGCCGCCACCUACCAAGAUUGCGGUAUGCGUACCUAUCCCUGCUCAAAGACCGGAAGCACCAAUUCAACAAAUCUAUUCGACAGCGGCCACUCAACAGCCAGUAAUACAGCACGCCUCAGGAAUGCUAGCACCCGCACCCGGUUAUCCUCGCGGUGGUUUACCACCAUUGACUCUGAAUAUUCCACCGCGACCUUAUAUGCCUGUGCCACCGUUAGCGUCCGGCAUACAGGUCAAAAACUCGCGCGAUUCCUCUUUGGGUGGUAAAUCUGUGAUCGAGACGCUACUACCGGUAAAUCCGAAUGAACAAUCGCAGAGAUUGGAAGAACCAAAAUUGUCACCCGCUAUUAUACCUGAAUCAACCAACAAAGCGUCUACCUCGCCUAAAGUUCCAUCGCCGAAUCAACCGCCCACAUAUAUACCUGAAACAGCGAAGAUUGAGAUUAACGCUAGUACAUCUAGUCCGGUAUUCGGUAAGCCAGCUUACGUCACGGACAGCUAUACGAUGUCAUCUAGAACGCAAAAACAAAUUUCCGUAUCUAUUACAACAGACAAUAAUCUGCUGUCGCCCAGACAGAAACAAGAAGUAUCGAAUCUUCAACUUUUAACUACGCACGUACCUCGCUCGUCUACGCUCAGUCCUGUAAUUGUGGCUCACGGUCAAUCUCACUUACUUCACAAGUCGGUGCACACUCUAGGCCCGCCAAAUGUCUCUUCUCCGAAUCAACCGCUGAUAAAGACCGUAGUACCUAUAGUUCCUCAACAAAUAACGACGAAUGCACCGUUGUCAGUAUCCGGUGACAAAUCCGUUAUCCCGCAAACGCCUUGUCAGAGACAGUCACCUAUCUCCCAGAAUCAAUUGGUCAAAUCUCACAUACCUCUGGUGUCUACAGAGUCGCAGACGAUCAUAACUAGAGCAGUAUCGUCAACCGCAUCUUCUAUGUCGACGCCAUUGAUGAACGAAUGUUUAGAUCACAUCCAAGGACAACAAUUGGAACUCGAUGCUGAAGCACAGAUUAAUCAAACUGCACAACCGAUGCAACUUACACCACCUAUACAAUCAACGCAACCAAUAGAUGCAAUAAAACAAGAGCCAGUUGACGUUAAACAGGAAGAUACGAUAGACGAAACUGAAUAUAAUAUAGUCGAAUCCGAGGAACUUUUGAACCAACCGUGCAUAGAAGAAGUAAAGCAAGAAAAGCAAGAAGUAGUAAUUAAGACAGAAAUUGCGCCAUGUAUUCCUAAAGACGAAGUUGCCGAUACACCGGUUGUACCGAAACUUGAAGCAGAAACUCCUAUAAAACUGGAGCCUGUGAAUGAAAUUAAAGAAGAGAUUAAGGAGAAUGAUGAGAUGGAAUUAGACGAAGAGCCAGUAGAAGAUCCGUUGAAAGAACCGAGUACGGAUCCUCUUGCUAUCGAUUCUAAAGGAGAUCCGAUUGAUAAUAAAGAAGACAGCGACUAUUGGUCUGCGAAGGAAGUGAACAUCGAAAGUGUGAUAAAAAAAGUCGAUGCUUUGUGCGAUGGUGAAGGUAACGAUGGCGAUGACGAGACGCAACAGACUGAGAGCGCAAAUAGUAACUCGCACGAUACUAGCAAGAAUGAGUCAGAUUGGUUUGAUGCCGAGUCGUCAAUAGAGAACGAGAAUAAAAAGAAUUUUGGAUUAACAACUGAGGAGCACGACGAGAGUAUGGAAAUGUGCGAAAAUGAGUCUACAAAGAGUCGUCGUGGCAGAGCGAAGAGUAGACGCGGCAGUCGUGGCGGGGUCACUACGAGACGAGGUGGCAGGAACGCGAGCACCAUUUCUCACAGACGAGGUGGAAGAAGUUCCCGAGGUAGCAAACAACAUGUUGAAAAGAAUAAAUUGCCUGCUGAUGUUUACGAGUUCCACGAUGAUAGCGAGGAGGACAACGCCGGUCGUCCGCGGCUUAUUCUCACUAUUAAAUCUCCCGGACCGAACGUAACGGGACCUAAUGCGCAGCCGGCAAUACCCGUAGCCGCAGUUAAGGAAAUACCACCGGAAGAGUUUGUUUCUCCGGCCACUAAUACGAGGAAAUCGAGAAGAUUGGCGGAGAGAGAUGGCAAUCGCAAUACGGUCGACGAUGUCAUCGAGGAUGUUGUCCGUGGAUCACCUGCAAGUAAAGGAUUAGUCAGCGGUGUCGCUGGGAAUAUGCACGCCACCAGACGAAGUACCAGACACAACAAUGCUCCGCGCAAUAUGACAGUGCAACCUACUGCGCCACUAACAACGGAGCUUCGUAAAUCACCUAGGGGCAGUCGAAAAACAGCGAGACGAACGUCGGAAAAUAACGAAGAUAGCGGAGAAGAAAAGACAAAAGAAACAGUCAUGACGCCGCAAGACAUACCGAUCAAAGAGGAACCGAAACCAGCUCAACCGGAAAGUCCGAAAGCGGAAGAACCGGCUCAAACUGUUGUUACAUCGGUGCCGCAGAAGACGGUGUCGCUCGAGCCGAUGACAUUAAUCGAUCCAGUCACGGGAAUGCUGAUACCUAUGAGGGAAUCCGAGGAAGGUCAAUAUAUUCCGGUAUCCACGGCAUCCAAUCAGGUGCAAACUAUCAAUAGGACACUAUGCGAACCUCGAAGCGGUGGAUUAGUCAGCGCAAGUCCGACAAACGAAACGCCACGAGUAAAAUCUGAAGAUCCUCUGUUAGGAACAGCAGAGCCGAAGAAGGAGGCCGUUAUAGAACAUCCAUCUUGUCAAUUGGCAUCGACACAACCGAUACAACCGCAAACUAGUGUAAUUACGAAACCACAAUCCCCGACAGUGCAGGUUACCUCUACUAUUACUAUUGCACAAUCUUUGACAAUAACUACGACUAUUGUCACUACCGUGACUGCAACGUCUGUAGCAUCAACUACAACGGCACAACCAAUACCCAUCUCUUCUUCCUCGCAGACGAAACCUACGAGUCUCAAGGCGCACGUAUUAAACGCUAGCAAGCUCGUGACCUCGGCGCAACAGCAGGUUGUCAUCGCGAAACCGGUGGCUUCAAGCUUACCUAACCAAACAAUAGUCCAAAACAUCGUUAAGUCACCCGUGCAAGCUGUACAGGGUCUCAAUCUGCAGAUACCACCUGGCAGAGUUGUGUCGCCCAGCUUAAGUCCGCGUGCGAAACAGCCAGCGCAAUUGGCACCACCAAACACAGGCGUAAAGCAAGGUCAACCCAUGUCACCGGUACUCAACAAUACCGGAGUACCGCCUAAUCCUAAGCAACAUCUUCUGCAAGCCGCCAAGCAACAAACGUCGACGAUAGUAAACAUGUCGCAGAAAAUGCCGAUAAACGUGCAUCCUGUUAGUGUGAACGCCACUAGAAUGCAUCAACCGGUCUCGCAGCCUAUCACUCUCAAGGGUAUCAAUGGACAACCUCAUCCGCUUAAUCCAAAGACGCAUCUAUUGCAAGCUGUAGUUCCACCGAUUGUCACCGGAAGUUCAUCUACGCAACAGCAUCUCGUUAAUCCGCAGCCGAUUUCAACCGGCAAUACCCGACCACCGGUACCGAAAACUCCUGCCACUGGAACGAUGGAACCGCAAAAAGUGGAAGUAUCGAUGUCUGGUUGUAUCAUGAUGCCAACUGCGAGUCCGCAAAGUCGUAGCGUACCAAUGCCGACGUACGAAGCUCCACUGCACGGAAACACAGGUGCUACUCCACCAGGGGGUCAGUAUGGUCUUGUUCCCCCGCAUCGAUCCCAGAGUCCUCCAUUGCCUCCACCUGCCCAUCAUCACGUUAAUACUUCACAGAGUGAAGUCGUCAAUCAUUACGGAGGACUGACUCGUGGUGGAGAGCUGCCACCUCAUUAUUUACAUUCUCAGAUGUUGCAAUACCAAUACCAUCUUCGUGCGCAACAGGAAGCGUUAACGGCGCCUCGCAUAGCUUAUCACAUUCCAGGAACAAGAUCUCCGCACUUACCUUUAGAUCCGAAACUCGAGACCGGCAUAGAAGACAGUCACAGUCCUCCUUUAGAAUUAAGACGAGGAACGAGAACGCCUCAAGAUCGUACUACCGACAGUCCACAAGUUGCUCAAGUUUAUAUGCUACACGGAAAUGUAAGAUUACCGCCACCUCCGCCGCAGUAUAACGCAGGAAGUAAUCCAUCAUUACCCGGUACACCGGCUGGAGCUAGACCAGGUUAUUACGAACCACCGCCUGCCCAUUUACGUUCUCAAUAUCCCAUGGCUGCAAGCGAAGCGCCACCUGAGAUGGGCAGGGCCGCCACGCCGGAGAGAUGUAGAAAGCAUCAUGUUGUCACGCCACCGCCGUAUGCAUCUCAAGUACCACCGCAAGCGGAUACGUUUCAGAUGUUACUCCAACGUUACCCGGUUAUGUGGCAAGGUUUACUAGCACUCAAGAACGAUCAAGCAGCGGUACAAAUGCACUUUGUUUUCGGCAAUCCUAACGUAGCCAGAGAUAGUCUGCCGUGUAACAGCGACGGCUCUACACCACCAUUGAGAAUAGCCCAAAGAAUGAGAUUAGAGCAAACUCAAGUUGAAGGGGUAGCGAGAAAGAUGCAAACUGAUAACGAACAUUGCAUGUUAUUGGCAUUACCUUGUGGUCGUGAUGAAGUAGAUGUACUGCAACAAAGUAAAAAUCUUCAAACAGGAUUUAUCAUGUAUCUCCAACAGAAGCAAGCUGCUGGAAUUGUAAAUAUUGCCGCACCCGGAUCACAACAGCCGGCGUAUGUAGUUCACAUUUUUCCAUCUUGUGAAUUUGCGCAUGAAAAUUUGGCAAGAAUUGCACCGGACCUACAUCAACGUGUUGCAAAAAUUUCUCAUUUACUAAUCGUCAUUGCCACGGUUUGAAACCGAUCAUUGACCUACCGGAUCACGAUUUAUCCGUAUGUCUCGUCUUCACGCACCGCAGGACGCUUCAUACCUGGCAUGAAGCCUGGAGUGUCCGCUUGACACGCGCGUAAUUGUGCGACAAAAAGCGGGAUGCGCAUUCAAAAUGAAGAGCUCCUUAUUCGGAGUUAUCAGUGACAAUCACAUGGAACCCGGCGGGGUAAGCUGAUCUUUAGAUCGUAGGCCUAAAGAUGAGGUACGAGGUUGUGCAGUGAAGUGAGGUUAGCACUUUUAAAUGCGCUGGUCAUUACCGUGCGUACCUCCCUUCGAUGAAAUUUGCGCAGGCAAGCUCGAUUCUUUCUUGCUUUUUUCUUCUUUUUUUUCUUCUUUUUCUCUUUUUUUGAACGGCUUGUAACUCGCGUCAAUUAUAAUACUGAUAAUGUUUGUGGGAUUGACCGACAUCACUCUUGGUCUUUCUGACAAGCGGAUCAGGCACAACCCCAGCCUUCAAACAAGACCUUCGAUUCGUCAUGCGAUACUCAUUACUUGCUUUCGUUUCUCCCAUAGAGGAAACAGUAAGAAUUCGUUUCUCUAGAUGGACAAGUCAACCGCGAAAUAAAGAUAUAGAAGCAGCUAACGAACCCUAUCACUAUUACAUGAGCUAUUACGAGCUAUUUCAAGUAAGAUUUAGGCGUUAAUAAUAAUAAAAUAAAUUGUGUAAAAAAAUUAUAAGCGAGCCACCGAGGGCAUAACUACUGUGAUUUUAAGUAUUUAACGGUAACUGUAAUUGCGUAAAGAGGAAGAAGACAAAAGAUAAAAACAUAUAAGAGGGUGCCCAACUAAUGAUUGUGCGGUAUGUGAUGUGUUUUUGUAUAAAUACUGCUCUAUAUAUAAAACUGACUAUGUAUUAUAUUAUAUUAUAAUUAUAACGAUAAUUUUGCUGCUGCCCGUUGCUGCUGUCGCCGCCGGUCGUGUCGAGUUUAGAAUGUAAAUUAUAAUAUGUUAGUCCUCUAGCACACGGAGAAUGAGAAAAGUUGGGCCACCCGCGUAGAAUUUGUGCGAUCUAUAUAGAUUUAUCUUAGUAUAUCAUGAUUUCCCACAGCAAGAUGCGAAUUUGUGAAUUAUUAUUAUUAUUAUUAAUCUCUCGUGAAUUACUAAAAUUCCUCUCAUACAUAGCAUACUCUCUUAGCAUUAUAUAUAUCUUAUAAAGAAUUUUUAACGUUAUUACUUAUAUUCUCUUUAUUAUGAUUAUUAUGAUUACUAUUAGUGUUAAUAAUCAGUGUUGCCAGUGUCAGAAUUACGAUUGUACAAGAUUUUUCGGUACUUUGACGAAUUAAAUAAAUUAGACGGUUCCCUCCCUCAUUGUAAGAUUUUAUUAUAAUUCGUCUAAUUUAUUUUAAUAUAAAUGACUUUGGUAACACUGAUAAUCGCCCAUUCUUAUUACAAUUAUUAUUAACAUUAUUAAUUAUUAUUAUUAUAAUUAUGAUUACAUAUUAUUGCGAUUACUAUUACCACUGCUAUUACUAUUAUUACUACUAUACUAUUACCACUACUACUACUUACUAUUACUACUAUUACUACUCUACCACUACUCUAUUACCGCUGCUAUUAAUUAUUAUUAACGUUAUUACAACAGAUUAGCUAGGGCAUGCCAAUUCGCACACAGAACAAAAUGGGGCUUAUUUGUCAUACUGGGAAAAUGUAUGACCGAUCUCAUUGACCAUUGACGCCGCCCCAUUCUACGCACUUACAUCUGAUGAAGAUGGAUAUAUUUGAGCGAAUGCAAAAGGAACACGGAACAGCGAGUGCGAAUAAAAUUUUAACGUUUAUUAAUAUUCGAUUUACAUUCAUUAUUCGUUCCUUGUUCUUUUAAUCGCAGGAAAUAUAUCUAUCUUUAUCUCUCAUCCUAUCGAUUUCGUCACGCGACGACACAUAGACUCUUUAGCAUUCGUGUCCGAAUAAAUGCGCUUACGUGUAUAGACCAGAGGUUACACUAUAUCACACAUCAAGCCGUCAAAAAACAUUUUAAAUAAAUUAAGAAACUUAUAUCUAUUUACGAUAUUAUGCUGCUGCGCGUAGGGCGCAUGCCUCUAGAGAGUAAUCUUAAUGCAAGAAUCAGGGAUAGACAAAACAUAUGCAUUCAUUUGUUUUAAUUAUCUAUUAUAAGUGCGAAAAAUUUAAUUUUCUUUUGAUAUUCGCAGAAUAUCAAGACAUGAAAGGCUAUAUCUGAGUGUAUUAUUUAUUUUAUAUUCAUAUAUAUUCUCAUAUAUAUACUAAUGGUAACUUUUUCAAUACUUUUUAUAUUUCCUAAUCUGUUUUGCUAUUAUUUUAGGAGACCACUGGACAAUUCGCUAAAUUUAUUACUUUUAUUUCUAAGCGAAUAGAACACAUCGUUUAAGUGAUAUUUUAUUGUUCUGUUCAUCCCUGCGACAAUGCAAUUACUUUAAGGCAGCGCGGAUAUUCGCGGAGCGUGUGCAUGUACAGUGUAAAAGAUGUGUUGUGGAUAUGUACAGUGUAGAGGUAUAACUGAAUGAAAGAGAGAGAGAGAGAGAGAGAGAGAGAGAGAAAGGUGAUAAAAAAAAGGAGCGUUAUAUAUAUAUAAAUAUAUUAUAGCUAUGCAUAUAAGUAUAUAAGGCGCGAACGUGCGCACGUGUCGUUUAUUUCACGCAACUCAUUUAUUUUUAUGGAAACGUUGCGUUUUCCCUCCUCUUUCUUCUGCAGCCAGUCAUAUAGCAUAGGUGCAGGAUCGUGUACUUUCUGUACCGUUAUUAUGCGACACGUGCGCCCGUCAGCGGGCCUCACCUAUCUUGUAAAAUAUCUGUGAAUAUUAUGAUUUAGUUUCUUCCUAAUUGUAGGCUACAGGAAUACAAAAGAAUGUUUACGUUAAUCAUUUAAGGAAGAAGAUUGUACAGAUCUAUAUUCUUUUUUUCUUUUUUUUUGUUUUGUGUUUUACUGUAGUUAUUGACAAUUAUAUGGAUAUUAACGAUAAUAAUAACUAUGAUUAAAAGAAAAAAAAACUUAAGCUCGGCUCGAUUGCGUCAUUCUUGAAAAACCCGCUAAUGCGCAAUAUAUUUAUUCUGUGUAAGAGAAACUCUCGGUGAUAAUGUAUCAUUUGUAUAUUAGUAAUUACGUGAUCUCCUAAUAAUCGAAAAAAAGAAAAACUUGAAUAGAAUUGGAUAUACAUUACGAUUGUCAUACCGUUCCAUCUCCUAAAUUCAUCACAAUUUAUCCACGAUUUAUUUCUACAUGUCGUCUACAUGCGUUCUUCUGAAAUGUUAAUGCGUUAAAACGUAUGUUAAGAACUUUCUUUUUAUAUUAGAUCAGGAGCUGGACUUCUCGCUAGAAAGGUAAUAUAAUAAAACACAAAGUAUUACCUCGAA